Messenger RNA from Mercenaria mercenaria, 3885 nucleotides. RefSeq lists its product as uncharacterized. The record is from RefSeq and is a predicted model, not a curated record. Lineage: Eukaryota; Metazoa; Mollusca; Bivalvia; Venerida; Veneridae. Bases 1183 to 2160 code for a protein of 325 amino acids. The transcript is spliced from 5 exons.
GUUUUUUAGCAUGUUACCGGAAACAAAGAUAUUUUAGGUCUAACAAUGGAACCUGUAUAAGGUGGCUUAUUUCUGCCAAUUCGUUAUUUUUCUGCCGCAGCAACGUCGUUAUGUCACACCGCCGGACGUCGCCCCACCAAACGUCGCCCCACCGAACGUCAUUAUGGUAUAUUUUUUUCUAAUUCAUGGUAUUGAAUUAAUUUUAGUAUAAAAUCGACAGUAUCUUAAAAUGAAUCAUUACUGAAGUUUAUGAUCGGUCUGGUAUUUUAAGUGAGGUAUAAGAUUGUCAUAAAAUUGAUAAAUUAAUCCCUUGUGCUGUGGAGCUACAAAAUCAUUAUAAAAUGCAUUUAAACACAACUGAAUGCAUUUAGUUUCAGUAAAAAUGAUAAAAGUUUAAUUUGUGAAAACGUUGCAAAACUAAAUAAAAUGUGUUGUCUUCGUAGCUGUCGAAAAAUAAGACACUAAAGGAAUGCAGUUUUGAAAACACUGGCCUAGGAAUUGAACUCUCGACGACAAAAUAGGUUAAGUGAAAAACAGAGCUAGUGUCCGCUGGGCCACAGAAAGAAAUAAAGUGUGUUUCGGAAAAGAUGUAUAUAGACUUAAUUUUAUGUAAUUGUUUCAUACUUAAAGUUGCAGUACUUAAAAAUAUUGACAAAAAUAAUGAAUCAUUGGUCAGCUGUUUUGUUGAGUAAUAUGUUGCCUAUUAUAAUGCGUAUUAUACAUGUUAUGUUAAACAAUUGUAACUCUGGAUCAGAGUACGGACGUUGGUUGUAAACAAUGCAGCUUCUAAUUUUGCUCACAAAAUGUUUCUUAUUUCUGCUUUCAUUUAUACAUAAUCAUAGGACUAAAUUGUAUUCAAGUACCAGCCGAUUCAUUUGACUAUUUAAAAAUCACUUACAGUUACAUUGCAAACUUAUGCUCCUUGCAGCUUUGUCAUUAUCGCAAUUUAAAUUUUUUAGUAUUACGUAUAAUCUAUAAUUAUACUUAUACGGAGAAAAAUAAUAUAUGGUUUAAGUUAAUGUAAAGGCUCGGAAACAGGUAAACCAAACUGUACUUUCCAUGGGUGAUACAAUUCAUGAUAGAAGACAUAUUGUAGAAAAGUAUCAAAGAGCUGUCAGUGCAAAUAUAGUAAGAAAAUAUUUCCAGUACGCCAGGGAUAUACCAGUGAAAAGGUAAAUCAAAAUGAAAGUUGUGAUAGUUGUUUUGUUGUUAUACACUACUGUGGAAGGUAGAUUGUGUUCCGACAAGAGAAAAACACACAUAUAUGCAAAUUCACACGAGAACCAAGGCAGUGUCAAAUACGAAACAGUACGUUACGGACAUUACAUCGAACUAGAUUGUUGUACUACCAGCGGAAGUGAAGUUGCGUGGGUGAAAUGGAGUAAAAAUGCUGAUAAAUGGCAACAAUAUUUGCCAUAUCGGACUGAUGUUACUUUCUACGACUUUAAACAAAUACUUGCUAUAGAAAGUUCCACUUUGAAAGAUACCGGACUAUAUAAAUGCAUUGUUCAAAACAGUACGUCCGUUACGUAUGUUACAAAAUUCCAAGUAGAUGUUGUCGGCUGCGACAAACUUGCUAGGGGACCCUAUCCUACCUCUCCUUUACCUUGUCAUGAAACAUCUACACAAGAAAAAGACACUUUGACACUUCCCUGCACAGGAUACUUUGGAUGUGCAGACGACGGAGAUAUUCGAAUUGCCACGUGGUUUGUGUCAGUUGAUAAAAACAAAAAGGAUGAUUGGGUUGAAGCCACUUCUGUAGACAAACGUUACAAGCAAAUAGAAUUUCAACGAGAUAACGGUGCAGUGAAAGGUUCAAAUCUCACAAUCACAGAUGUUUCAACAAUUGAUUUUAACCGGAAGUAUAUGUGUCUGCUAGCUUCUCCACAAAUGGUGCAAGGUCAAACCAGGCUGAUUGUUACCCUGAAGAAUGAACUUUUUCCUGUGUUAGAAAGCAGCUCGCGUUCUGUCAGCAUUUUGGUUGGUGUUAGUACUGUAGCAGUCCUUUCGUUGAUUGUUAAUAUCAUAACUACUGUACUGACAAUUCAUGCAAGGUCGAGAAAAGUACCACGAAUAGUUCAGAGGACGUCGGAUCAGAAAUGGACGACAGGGAUGUCAAGAGAUUUUGACAAUGUACGAGAAAGACUUGCAGUAGAAUAAUAAUGAUUUUCAUAUAAUAUGCGCACAAAUCCUAUUGACAAUUUUUCUAAGGAGAAAUGAAAAUUUCUAAGCUAUUUUUACAGUUUAAAAAUCUGUUCGCUAAUUUAAACAAAUUUAUUGUGUAGACAUUACACCACGUUUUAUAGUCGACAUUUGUUUCUGCGAUAUUUUGAACGCUUAAUUGACUACCGGUAUUGUCCAAGAAAUGGGACAGCCGCAAUUUCAAGAAAUGUAGAGAUAUUUCUUUGCAGACUGCAGAUCAUAAGUUUUACUAAAUUGCACAGCAGAGGAGUAUUUUACCUAUUAUUUGGUCUAACAGAUGCGUAACCGGGGUUUUCAUGUAUUGCGGCUUUAAUAUUUUGCAAAGUCUAGAUAUAUCAUACUUUUCACAUCGUUUUAAAGGUAUCCAAGUGUUGCAGUCGGGUCUUUUCGAAUUUUUCAAGAUAUCUUCAAUGAUAUCAAUUUCAUAGACAGAAAUAUUUUUUCAAAGUGUAAAAUUCUGGCCACUGGUUUUCUUUAUUAUUUACAACAAAAUGUAGAUUCUAUCUUCACCAAGAUAUCCUGUAUGUUUUGUUAUAAUUCAUCAAAAACUAAAGAGAAACUAAAAUUUCACAGAAAUAUCUUUUAGCGUCCUAGACCAUAUCAAAAUUGCUCUUUGGUGAGAAAUUAAAAAAUAAUCAAGAUAUUUUGAAAAUUCUUAAAGUUGUAUUUACGACUCUUGCAUGUCUUUAUACAGUAAUGUGUAUUGUAUAAAGCAGUGUCUAAUAUUUAAAGAGAAAACAAAGGAGUCCUUGUUACCGAAAUGGUAGACCGAACACUAACUCUUACAUAUAAGUAAAUACAUGUACGUGCCUAUUUUCUGAAAGCCGCAAUAUGUUCAUUUACCUAUCCGGUCUUAUUCUAUGAAAUGUAUUUAUAUUACACACUUUACAUGAAACAGGUAUCAGAUAUAUAUAAAUGCAUGUAGGUGCGUAUUUUCUGAAAACCUAUCCGGUCUUAUUCUAUGAAAUGUAUUUAUAUUAUACACUUUACAUUAAACAGGUAUCAGGUAUACAUAUCAUCCUAGUCUAUUUUUAAUGGUUAUUUUCAAACAUUAACCUAUCCUAUCGAAACUAGUUAACACUGUAAAAUAAAUGUAUUUAUAGUGUUUACUAAAACGUAUGUUUUUGUUUAUCGGAAGUUAUGACUACCUCAAUUUUAGGUUUGUUAUGUCUUUAAUUUAUGGAUCCACUUGAUGAAUUGAAAGAAAAAAUCCACCCAGGUUAAGUACAUAGAUUAGUAUAUUUUUAGGAAUUUUGACUGUUUAAUCUGUAUGACGUGUUUUAAAUUUGCAAAUGAAGUUUCACAAACUAUCGACUCCUUCCUGCUUCAGCUUCUUAAAACUGAGUUACAUUACCCAAUCUUGUUGUUUAAUAAGAAAUUGAUUAAAUGUGUUUUCCGUACAAAUAUGUACGUAGUUUCGUGGUUAAUAAAGUAAUGCACCGAGGGAUCAAGAAAUGUUAAGUACACAACUGACAAUUUAUUAUCUUGUAACGAAAUGUUAACGAGUGUAUGUACCGAUAAAAAUAUGUGGUCUUGGGGAAAAGAAGCCAUUAAAAUCUUAAUAAUAAUGAUUUUAACAACUAAAUGUCAUUUUAAUGCAUUAUAUUUUCUUAAUCAUCAUAUUAUUUUUACAUAAAAUUGUUACGAAGAAUUUGUUAUCAAAAAUAAAGUUACCUUUGUUUC